Messenger RNA from Photinus pyralis (common eastern firefly), 3433 nucleotides. Its product is annotated as AMP deaminase 2. The record is from RefSeq and is a predicted model, not a curated record. The transcript is spliced from 7 exons. Gene Ontology annotation, biological process: AMP metabolic process; IMP salvage. Gene Ontology annotation, molecular function: AMP deaminase activity. Gene Ontology annotation, cellular component: cytosol. Lineage: Eukaryota; Metazoa; Arthropoda; Insecta; Coleoptera; Lampyridae. Bases 1210 to 3318 code for a protein of 702 amino acids.
AUUAUGUGAAAAACUAUGGCUCAGAACCCAGAAUAACCAAUUGACACAGUGCUAAGUUUGGUUAAUUAAUUUCGGUUGCAAGCAGGCCAGGCGAUUCUUAUUGAUGGAGAUCAUUACACAGAAUAAUUCUUCACAAAACGGCGGCAAGAUAUCACGCGCAGUGACGAAUGUCGAACAGAUGGCAGUGAUAAGAUGAACAGUCUCCCUUUUUAAAAUCCUUUCAAAUUGUUACGAUGUAGCUACUCGGUAUCUAAUUUACACUUAUAGCAUUAUCUCCAGGAGUCCAAUUGUCAUGCCCUCGCAGAUAUUCAAAUUAUCGGUGCCUAGAUAGAAAAGAAAUAAUCUCAAGGUAAUCCACAAAGACUAAGUAAAGAGUGAACGUUUAUACAGGGUGUCAAUUUUAAAACUUGCAGUGGGCCAUAUUUUCCAAACUAAAGAAGAUACUGAAAAUCGCGCAAAACCGUUUCGUGGGUAUCGAGGGGGAACCAGAAUGACGAUAUGAUUGACAAUCAUUUUGUUUAUCAAUUCUAAGCCUUCGUGUGUUUCUUAAUCAUCGCUAAAUCCUUGGGUUACACAUGGCCGCCUUACAUAACAGUGUAAAUUGAUUCUCCUAGGCUGUCUUCCAUAUUGGUAGUACACAUAUCCUUAAAAUCUCGCCUGGUAUCUUGCCGAAAAUACGAUGAAACUCCUUAGGUGGAAAAAAACCUUUUCCCCAAUGAAAAAUCAAAAGAUUAAUGACCAAAGUGCAGACUUACUCUAAAAACCCUCAAAUUCAAACAGGAAAUAUACCCCCCUUAGCCUUUAAUGCCAUUUUAUCAAAAAUAAUCUAAACGAAGGACGCGGACGAAAACAAUUAGGUACUAUUUUACUUGUAUUCAUCUUGAAAAAUGACGUGACCAACACGUCCCUACCUACCCAUACUAAUUUCUCCUAUUGUAAUGUACUAUCGAUUAGGGAUUGUAAUUUCCAACUUUGGUCCGCGCGCGUAAUUGCUCAUUAAACUGAGCUUUUUACCUGCCCACCCUUCUAUGUUCCACUAAUGGUAAGAAAAACGCGUUGGAAAACAACAAGGCAAAUUUCUAGCACUACAAUGCGAAGGGGUGGGAAAGCAAAUAAUUUACGGGAAAUAGUGUCACAUAAUAGAUUAGUUGACGAUGACCCUCGCAAUUGAAUAGGUGCGAGGGACAGCCAUAAAUAUUAAUUGACGAUAUGUUUGGUCUUGCUUCCGACCUACCAAUAUUUCAGCCACGCAUUACGUCGCCUUUUAGAGUGUUGGAAGACAAACGGAGUCACUAUGAGCCUUCGGUAACUUCGGGACCAAUUGACGAACGAGAGGGACCGUCCCUUUAUUUGGACGAGCAUGAUUUGGUUCCUCAUUUCCAGAGAGUAUCGAUAUCUGGGGAGGAUACAAGCGGGACCUUCACUGGAUACUAUAAGGUACCAUUGGAAGAUUUAGAAGAAGCAUCACGUUUGUUAGUGGAAGCACUACAAAUUAGGCAAAAAUAUAUGAAACUGUCUUACCAAUCAUUCCCGACUACUACUGCCACUUUCCUGCAUUCAGUAAAUCCGGAUGCGAAUGCGAAAUUAGAAGAGCAGCAUCAUGAUGAACGGCAAAGUAUUGAAGAACAUGGUAUACAUCCACCUGGUCGGGCAAAUCCGUGGGAAAUUGGAUUACCGCCCGAUACAGGUCACAUUUUCAAAGCGACUGAAGGGGUUUUUCAGGUCUACCUGAAUCAGACCUGUUUAGAAAAAAAUGAGCCCUGUGAUUUCCCUUAUCCUAACUUAAACACUUACGUAGCUGAUAUGAACAAUAUGUGCAACAUGAUUGCGGAUGGACCACUAAAAUCAUUUUGUUAUCGUCGUCUAAGCUAUUUAUCCUCUAAAUACCAACUGCAUGUUUUACUAAACGAGCUCAGAGAACUCGCCUCUCAGAAAGCUAUUCCUCAUCGAGAUUUUUACAAUCUUAGAAAAGUCGAUACCCAUAUUCAUGCUGCAUCGUGUAUGAAUCAAAAGCACCUACUACGAUUCAUUAAGAAGACGUUGAAGACAAACGCGGAUGAGGUCGUAACCGUCACAAAUGGCGUGCCCAUGACUCUUAGCCAGGUCUUUCAGUCUAUGAAUUUGACAACAUACGAUUUAACAGUAGACAUGCUUGAUGUCCACGCCGACAGAAACACAUUUCAUCGCUUCGAUAAGUUUAACGCAAAAUACAAUCCCAUCGGCGAGAGUAGACUGCGAGAGGUAUUUUUGAAAACUGACAAUUACAUAGACGGAAAAUAUUUCGCAAUGAUAAUCAAGGAAAUCGCCAGUGACUUAGAAGAAUCAAAGUACCAAAAUGUAGAACUAAGGAUAAGUAUUUAUGGCAAAAAUCAACAGGAAUGGGACAAAUUAGCGAAAUGGGCGAUAGAUUCGGACGUCUAUUCGGAUAAUGUUCGAUGGUUGAUUCAAAUUCCUAGACUAUACGACAUCUUCAGAUUAAAUAAUCUUCUCCCUAACUUUCAACAAAUUUUGGACAACUUGUUUCUUCCGCUCCUGGAAGUGACAGCGAGGCCGUCGUCGCAUCCGGAACUUCACAAGUUUUUGCAGUACGUUGUCGGUUUUGACUCUGUUGACGAUGAAAGUAAGCCCGAAAAUCCAUUAUUUGACAAAGAUGUGGCCACACCAGAGAAUUGGACUGACAUCGAGAAUCCACCGUACGCGUACUACUUAUAUUAUAUGUACGCAAAUAUGGCCGUGAUAAAUCACUUUAGAAAAGAGCGCGGUCUGAAUACUUUCGUUUUACGCCCUCACUGCGGCGAAGCAGGGCCAAUUCAACACUUGGUCUGCGGAUAUUUGCUUUCGGAAAACAUCUCGCACGGCCUUUUGCUAAGAAAAGUCCCAGUUCUACAAUACCUCUACUACUUGGCUCAGAUCGCAAUUGCAAUGAGUCCAUUAUCUAAUAACAGUCUAUUUUUGAAUUACCACCGCAAUCCGUUACCUGAAUAUUUAGCGCGAGGAUUAAUCGUUUCGCUAUCAACUGACGAUCCGCUACAAUUCCAUUUCACCAAGGAACCUUUAAUGGAGGAAUACAGCAUCGCCGCUCAGGUGUGGAAACUGUCGAGCUGCGAUAUGUGCGAAUUGGCACGGAACAGCGUUUUAAUGUCUGGUUUCCCUCACAAAAUGAAGCAAUAUUGGUUGGGACCGAAUUAUACCAAAGAGGGGGUGGCAGGAAACGAUAUCACAAGAACUAAUGUGCCUGAUAUUAGAGUUGGAUUUAGAUAUGAAACCUUGUUUGAUGAACUAACUAAUAUUUUCAACGCCUUUAGAUCAAAUAUGUAAAUAUAGCUAGGUAUAUUGUUUUUUACUAAUAUUUUUAUUAUUAUGAGUAUUAUAUUGUAAGUAGACAUAUGUUUUUUAUAUUCUGUUGAUUGCAUUAAAAUUAUAGGUAUUAAAA